Nymphalis io (European peacock) is the source of this 2400-nucleotide messenger RNA. Its product is annotated as kelch-like protein 5. The transcript has 11 exons. Gene Ontology annotation, molecular function: protein binding. The record is from RefSeq and is a predicted model, not a curated record. The coding region runs from base 135 to 2006 and encodes 623 amino acids. NCBI's taxonomy places the organism in Eukaryota, Metazoa, Arthropoda, Insecta, Lepidoptera, Nymphalidae.
UUGACGUUGACAGCCGACGAACUCUGACAAACCUUUGUUUUCAUUUCCAAGGUUGUUAGCUGGAGCUUGAUGAAGUCCGGUGUAUUUAAAGUUAAUAAAGCGGUCGCACUAUCGUAGUAAAUACAUUUUUUAAAAUGUCGACUUGCGAGUCUCAGAAGGCAGAAGCGUCUAAAGACAAUGUUUCGACAAAUUCUGUCGAUGAAGGUUUGCCUAGAGAAUUAAGCCAGUUGAGCCUUUCUAGUGCAUCAAAUCCAGAUGAAUUCCAUUGUAAUAAAGGACAUUCCGAAACGACAAUGAAAAAUAUUUAUGGAUACUAUCAGUCACAAAAACUUUGUGAUGUUGCGUUAAUAGCUGGGGGAUGCAGGAUUCCAGCACACAAAGUUGUAUUAGCUUCUUGCAGUGAGUACUUUGCAGCCAUGUUUACAGGCUCCCUAAGAGAAGCUCAGUCAUCAGAAAUAACUCUAGAACGAGUUGAUUCACAAGCACUUAGAUCACUUGUUCAUUAUUGCUAUACAGGCAUUAUAGAGUUAAGUGAGGAAACAGUAGAGAUCCUCCUGUCAACAGCAAGCUUACUCCAAUUACAUUCAGUUACAAAGGCUUGUUGUGAUUUCCUUGAAAAGCAGCUGGAUCCAUGCAACUGUUUAGGGAUUGCUUUCUUUGCUGAACAACAAUCUUGUAUGGGAUUGCACAAAAGUGCUUUGGAGUAUACAUACCAACAUUUCAUGCAGGUUGUUAAACACCAAGAGUUUCUUAGUUUGCAAUCUGAACAACUAUCUAAUUUACUAAAAUCAGAUGAUCUCAAUGUCGUAACUGAAGAAAAUGUGUUUGAAAGUCUUAUGGCAUGGGUACAACAUGACCAUGAAAAUAGACAAGGCUAUCUACCCUCAUUAUUAAAGUUAAUAAAAUUGCCCCUACUGUCAUCAGAGUAUUUGAUUGAUAAAGUUGAACAUGCAUGCGGUGAAGUACCCGAAUGCCAGCCGCUUAUAAUGGAGGCUGUUAAGUGGCAUUUAUUGCCGGAUAGGCGAUCAAUGCUAUUCUCUCAUAGAACAAGACCACGUACAUCAACCAUUGGAAGGCUUCUUGCUAUAGGUGGCAUGGACGGCUACAAGACCCUGUUUUAUCUUCAAUCAACACAAGCAACACCCAAACCAGGUGCAAGUAACAUGGAGAUGUAUGACCCAAGGACGAAUUCUUGGACACCAUUUAUGAGAAUGGGAGCUCGACGGCUGCAGUUUGGUGUAGCGGUUUUGCAAAACAAACUUGUCGUGGUUGGGGGAAGAGAUGGACUCAAAACUCUUAAUACGGUUGAGUGCUUCGAUCUGACGUCACUGAGCUGGAGUACGUUAGCCCCGAUGAACACGCAUCGCCACGGCCUGGGAGUGGCCGUGCUCGGCGACGGACCCAACUGCCCCAUUUACGCCGUAGGGGGACACGACGGAUGGAUUUACCUUAAUUCUGUGGAGAGGUGGGACGCGUGCUCGCGCUCGUGGACCAUCGUGUGCCCCAUGGCGGGCGCGCGCAGCACGUGCGGCGUGGCGGCGCUGCGGGGCCGCCUGUACGCCGUGGGGGGGCGCGACGGCGGCGCCUGCCUGCGCUCCGUCGAGUGCUACGACCCCGCCACCAACCACUGGACCAACUGCGCGCCCAUGACGCGGCGCCGCGGCGGCGUCAGCGUGUGCGCGGCGGGCGGGUACCUGUACGCGCUGGGCGGGCACGAGGCGCCGGCCAACACGGUGGGCGGGCGGCUGGCCUGCGUGGAGCGCUACGACCCCGUGACCGACUCAUGGAUCCUGCUGGCGCGUCUCUCCUACGGCCGGGACGCCAUCGGCUCCUGUCUGCUGGGCGACAGGAUCGUCGCCGUCGGCGGGUACGACGGCGUGCAGUACCUGUGCGUGGUGGAGGUGUACGACGCGGAGGCCGACUGCUGGCGCAAGCUGGCGCCGCUCAGCACGGGCCGCGCGGGCGCCGCCGUGGUGGCCGUGCCGCCGCCGCGCAACCUGUUCUGAUACGCGCACCACCAGCUCGUCGUGUACGUCGUCGGCUGAGCGGCGCCAGGUGAGGCGGCGGGCUUCCCCCCCCCGACGGGCUUACGACUCGAUGUGCCUGUUUGUCUACAAUUUUCUAUACAAAACUUUUCAAAUAUAUUUCUUCAAUUUCCAUCCGUUAUUCAGGUUACAUAUCGAAUACCUGCCAUUUUAAAAACAAACUACGAUGGGUAACUUGCUCUAGGGUCGCCGGUUAACAUUCGCCCGAUCGAAAAUCUUAAUCAUUUUCUACGUGCUGUUAGUUCCUAAUCGGUAAUUUUGUAACUAAUAUAACAUUCUCACUGGUUGUUUCGUAGCAAACGUUAUUACAUCAUAAACGGUUUGAGAAAAUGAAAAUGAAAAUUUUCGAUUGGGA